Molecule: messenger RNA, 4519 nt
Organism: Mucor mucedo
Lineage: Eukaryota; Fungi; Mucoromycota; Mucoromycetes; Mucorales; Mucoraceae
Exons: 6
Coding region: 121-4356 (1411 amino acids)
Biological process (GO): phospholipid translocation
Cellular component (GO): plasma membrane
Molecular function (GO): ATP binding; magnesium ion binding; ATP hydrolysis activity
Source: RefSeq, a predicted model, not a curated record
AAACCCUUCUUUCUCUUUUCUCUCUCUCUCUCUCUUUUUUUUUUUUUUGUUCUUUAUAUAUAUACAUAUAUAUAUAUCUUGCGUGUGUGUGUGUGUGUGUGAAUGCCAAUUUUCUAGAUUAUGAAAAUAUCACCUCGAACCAAUAUUUUUUUAAAGAGAAAAAAGAAGCGCAGCAAUGAUGAGGAUGAUGGAGUAGAAGAACAAGAUGACUUGCGACGCAUGGAUUCGACUUCAUCCUAUAUGCAACUUCGUCGAAAUAUUUACGUCAAUAUGAAGUUACCAUCGUCCGAAUACGACGAUCAUGGUAAAUUGAUACAGCAACAUUACACAAGUAAUCGAGUUCGAACAGCAAAAUACACUCCCAUCUCUUUUGUCCCCAAAAACUUGUUUGAACAGUUUAGAAAUGUCGCCAAUUUAUACUUUUUAUUCCUCGUCGUCUUGCAGUGUAUUCCAUUGUUCGGCGUCACGGAACCUGCCGUUUCCGCUUUACCCCUCAUUUGUAUUCUCGUCAUCACCGCCAUCAAGGAUGGUUUCGAAGAUCUCAAAAGAAACCAAAGUGAUGACAAGGUCAACAACUCCAAAGUCUUGAAAUUAACAAACUGGGACAACGUCAAUAUUCCACCUGUCACAAGAGGAACUUGGUAUUAUCUGCAUGUCAUCUUUGGCUUCUUUUCUGUACUGUCAGGUUCAGAAAACAAAUAUGCACAUAGUUACCGAAAUGCAAAAUCAUCUUCCUCCACACACCCAGUAGCAUCUCCCAUCGGAAACGUCAAAAACUCAGAAGAUAAGCGUCCUUUAACCGAAUUGUCUGCGGGUGGUCCCUCCAACGAAUUCUUGACCCCUCCACCACCACCAACACCACCACCAAAAACACUCAUGACAACCGUUCGAAAAAGAUCAGAUACCAUUCGUUCCAAUAUGUCCAACAUGUUCAAUCGUCAACCUUCCCCUAUUGACAAUGAUAAAAGACCUUAUCGUCCCGGCGCUAUUCCUCAUUCUGUCCUCUACCGUAUUUCCACCAGAGAUUCAGCAGCCGUACGCUCUGAAGAAGAACCAGCACAAAACGGAUCCUAUAGAAAUUCCAUGCUGCGACAAACCACCACAAAACCCACGGACAACUGUGCCGAUGCGUUCCCUGGUGACCCCCCCUCCGAGAACUGUCCAGUGCAUUGGGCCAACACGAAAUGGAAAUCAUUAAACGUGGGUGAUUAUGUCUUGCUUGAAAACGAUCAGGAUAUCCCUGCCGAUAUUGUCAUCUUAUCCACCUCAGAGACGGACAAUGUAUGUUAUGUAGAAACACAAAAUUUAGAUGGUGAAACGAAUUUAAAACAACGUCAAGGUUUGCCAGGAACAGCUGGUCUGCGUAGUGAACAUGAUUGUGAAAGAGCUCGUUUCUAUAUUGAAAGUGAACCCCCUCAUGUCAAUAUUUACCAGUACAAUGCCGUCUUGCGUUGGCAGAUCGACGCCAAUGAGAAUGAAACCGUGCGUUCCGGUGUCUCGCAUGAAAAAGCAGAUGCUGUCACCUACAACAAUAUCUUGUUACGUGGUUGUGUUCUCAGAAACACAAAAUGGGCUAUCGGGAUCGUUGUCUAUACAGGAAGUGAUACCAAAAUUAUGUUGAAUACAGGUCGUACACCUUCCAAGAGAAGUAAAAUGGCCAAAGCAACGAACCCUCACGUCAUUGCCAAUUUUGUCAUUUUAGCUAUUCUUUGUAUCGUCAGUUCCAUAAUUGAUAGUGCUCAAUUCAAUGGAAGUGGUUCCUCUCGUUACUUUGAUUUUGGUAUCGAAGGCUCAAAUGCUACUUGGUCUGGCUUUCUUACAUUCUGGGUUACACUCAUUUUAUACCAAAACAUUGUGCCCAUUUCUUUAUACAUCUCUGUGGAAAUCGUAAAGACUGUAGCUGCUUAUUUUAUUUUUGCAGAUCUCGAUAUUUAUUAUGCAGAGACGGACACACCUUGUAUUCCCAAAACAUGGAAUAUUUCUGACGAUCUCGGACAAAUUGAAUACAUCUUUUCCGAUAAAACAGGCACACUUACUCAAAACGUCAUGGAAUAUCGUAAAUGUACCAUCAAUGGUAUCUCGUACGGUAUUGCUACUACAGAAGCGACGAUGGGUGCUAUGAAAAGACAACAAAGUCACCACAACUUUUCCCCGAACGAUCAUAACGAUAUCACCAUGGAUGAUCUUGAUUUCACCUCACCCGAUACCUCACAAAUGGAACAACUUCGCAAGGAUAUGUUUGAAAAACAAGCCAGUCUCUUUCCCAAUACACAUAUUGGGCCAUCGCCUACCUUUGUCGAUCCCAAAUUAUUCGAUCAUCUUGAGGACGAAACCUCACAACAAGCAACCGCCAUCACCCAUUUCUAUCAAUCCUUGGCUCUUUGUCAUACCGUGAUCGCCGAAAGACCUGAUCCUGAAAGACCUGAUCUGAUCGAAUACAAGGCUCAGUCUCCCGAUGAAGCCGCCCUCGUUGCUACCGCCAGAGACAUGGGAUUCACUUUCCUUCGUCGUGAUGCCAACAAACUCUACAUUGAGGUCAAGGGCCAAGAAAAAUGCUUCAUCCUCCUCAACGUCCUCGAAUUUAAUUCCACCCGAAAAAGAAUGAGUGUCAUCAUCAAGCCCGAAGACAGCGAUCGUAUCGUCUUGCUUUGCAAAGGUGCAGAUUCCGUCAUCUAUGAACGUUUGUGUACUGAAUUCGGUAACCAACAUCAAUUGGAAAAGGAUCAACAAGAAUUAAGAGAUUCUACUAGUAAACAUCUGGAACAGUUUGCAAACGAAGGUCUUCGUACACUCUGUCUUUCUUACCGUUUUAUCUCUCCUGAAGAGUAUAAACCAUGGAAUAAGAGAUUUCAAGAAGCAGCAGCUAGCAUUCAUCAACGUGAAGAACGUGUUGAUGCUGUGAGUGAAGAAAUCGAAGCCAACAUGUUAUUAAUGGGUGGUACCGCUAUUGAAGAUCGUCUUCAAGAAGGAGUACCCGAAACCAUUGCAGAACUAGCAAAAUCCGGUAUCAAGUUAUGGGUUCUCACCGGUGAUAAAACAGAGACUGCUAUCAAUAUCGGUUUCUCUUGUAAUCUACUGACAACCGAUAUGGAAUUACUCAUCCUCUCCGCUGCGAAUCGUAUUGAUACCGCCCAAAUCUUGACGGAUACCUUGGAAAGAUUGAAGAAGGAAGAGACGUUGGACCCUCUAGCCGAAAAGAAAUAUGCGCUUGUCAUUGACGGUACCACUCUCAAGUACGCUCUGGAAGCCGCUACCAAAGAUAAAGUCCUGGACAUUGGUAUGCGUUGCUCCAGCGUCAUUUGCUGUCGAGUCAGUCCCAAACAAAAGGCGCAAGUGGUCAACCUUGUCAAGAAGGGUUUAAAAGUCAUGACGUUGGCGAUCGGUGAUGGUGCGAACGAUGUUUCUAUGAUUCAGGAAGCCAAUGUAGGUGUUGGUAUCUCGGGUGUCGAAGGUCGACAAGCUGUGAUGGCUUCCGAUUACGCUAUUGCUCAAUUCAGAUUCUUGAAAAAACUCUUAUUGGUGCAUGGUCGUUGGUCUUAUCUUCGUACGGCUGAAAUGAUCAUGGGUUUCUUCUUUAAGAAUAUCGUUUGGACUUUUGUCUUGUUCUGGUAUCAAAUCUUUUGUCAAUUUAACGGUUCCAUGGUAUUUGACUAUGCCUUGGUUACAUUGUACAAUGUUGUCUUUACAUCUCUUCCCAUUAUCUUUUUGGGUAUCUGGGACCAAGAUCUCAACGCUAAAAUCUCACUCAAGUAUCCUCAACUUUACCGUAUGGGUCUUCGUAACGAUAAAUUCAAGGUAUGGAGAUUCUAUCUCACGAUCGUCGACUCGAUCUUUCAAUCGGCAGUUUGCUUCUUUUUCCCUUAUAUGCUCCUUGUGGGUGGUGCCAUUGAUCCGAGCGGAUAUGACGCCAAUGGGCUAUAUGAAAUUGGUACCAUUGUAUCCAGUAUCUCUGUCUGUGUAGCUAAUUUCUUUGUGGUGAUUUCAUUGUAUAACUGUACCUGGAUUCUAGCCUUCAUCGUGUUUAUAUCGAUCUUUGUUUACUAUGCAUUUGUCGUUGUCUAUUCUCAAUUCAAUACGUUUAUCUUUGCAGGUCAGUUACGUUUAUUCGGUACCGGCUUUUACUGGUUAAUACUUAUCUUGACGAUUGUUGCUUGUUUCCUUCCUCGUAUCGCUGCCAAGUAUUAUAUACAACAAUAUGAUCCUUACGAUAACGACAUUAUUCGUGAGAUUGAACUUGUUCUUAAAAAGAAGGAUAAGGAAAAUACAGAUGAAGAAUUGUUGGAUGUAGAUGCAGAAGUAGCCUCUGGUACGACUCCUACUGUCUCUUGUCAAUUUAGUAAAGAAGUCAACAAGUAAAUCGUCCCCCUCCCCUCCCCUAAUUUUUUAUACACACACCUACACCCCCUCUUCUAGUUUCUUCUUUUUUAAUAACCUCUUACAAAAAAAAAAAAAAAAAAAAAAAAAAAGAAAAAAACUUUAUUUAUUGUAUUUCCUUUUAUUUCAACUUCCUGUAUAAUAC